UUUUAUUACAUAAUAUUUUCGCGGAAUAACCGGCGAAAAGCCCGUAAAACUGCCAAAUCGGUCGUCGUAGAACGAACAGCGCGGAUCGUGUCGCGUUGAAUCGAUUUCCGGCGAGUUUCCAGGAGCGAUAGAAUGGCGUUGAAAUCGAUUUGCCGGCUGUCAAUUGAUUCGACCUUCAGGCAGUCGAGCCAUUUCGGAGCCACCGCCCGGCUGAGACGACCGUCCUUUGACACGCUCCUACGAAGUUUUGCCGCAGCAGCUAAGAACAUGGCACUGCCACGCGUUUUCUUCGACAUGACCGCGGACGACAAGCCCGUGGGCCGCAUCGUGAUGGAGUUGAGGAAAGAUGUUGUCCCCAAGACAGCGGAAAACUUCCGUUCGCUUUGUACCGGAGAGAAGGGUUUCGGAUACAAGGGCAGCAGUUUCCACAGGGUGAUUCCGAAUUUCAUGUGCCAGGGUGGUGACUUUACCAACCACAACGGCACCGGCGGAAAAUCCAUCUAUGGCGCCAGGUUCGAAGAUGAGAACUUUAAGUUGACUCAUACCGAACCUGGUAUACUAUCUAUGGCAAAUGCUGGCCCCAACACUAAUGGCAGCCAGUUCUUUAUCACCAGUGCCAAGACCAGCUGGCUCGAUGGAAAGCACGUCGUGUUCGGAAAAGUCACCGAAGGAAUGGAUGUUGUUAGAAAAUUGGAGGCUAUGGGUUCUCAAAGUGGCAAGACAUCCAAAAAGAUCAUAAUAGCGGAUAGCGGAGAGUUGUAGAUCAAC
Molecule: messenger RNA, 768 nt
Organism: Trachymyrmex septentrionalis
Lineage: Eukaryota; Metazoa; Arthropoda; Insecta; Hymenoptera; Formicidae
Product: peptidyl-prolyl cis-trans isomerase-like
Exons: 3
Coding region: 133-762 (209 amino acids)
Biological process (GO): protein folding; protein peptidyl-prolyl isomerization
Cellular component (GO): intracellular membrane-bounded organelle
Molecular function (GO): peptidyl-prolyl cis-trans isomerase activity
Source: RefSeq, a predicted model, not a curated record